AUGCCGCCCUUUUUCCCGGAUAUCUCGCGCGAUAUCAACUCGUUGCUGAACAGGGACUUCUUCCAUGGGGCUCCGCUGAACGUUGCGGUCCGCACGCAGACGCAGAACGGCGCCAAGUUCACCGUACAGGCGAAGCAGAGUGCUGCCCGUGAGGGUGCUGUCGCCCCAAAUACUCCUGCGACUGCACCAACUAUGCCCACCGCUGGUCCUCUGCUUGCAAACAUACAAGGUAGGUGGACCGACAAGGCAUCUGGUGUUACGGUAACGCCGACAUGGACCACUGCAAACCAGCUGACCACUCGGGUCGAGCUCCGGAAGUGGGUCCCCGGUGUCACGACGGAGCUCGUUGCGCGGGCUGCGCCCGGGUCUAGAGACCCGCUGCCGACGCUGAACGUGCUCUCCGUCUCCCUGCUGAGGCCAUCUGUUGCAGCCAAGCUUGCCGCAAGGAACAUCUCAGCGGGGGCCGCCUCAUUGGGGGUGCAACUCACCGUCUCGCACGAGAAGUUCCUCACGGGCGGGGAAUUGCACUACGACGUCGCGAAAGGUAGAGUGUCGCGGUAUGCUGUUGCCCUCGCGUACGUCGGACGCGGACACACGCUCACCGUCUCGAUCAACGACUCGCAGCUGACCACGGCGUCGCUCUUCCAAAGAGUGUCCAGGGAUCUGGACGUAGGUCUGCGGACGACACUCAACGCAGGGAAAUUGGCACCGCAGAGCAGUACGCUGCAACUCGCGGCGAAGUACAAGCCGGACAGCACCUCGCAGGUCAAGGCCAAGAUCGCAGAUACGGGCAAGAUGUCGGUGUCCUACUGCCAGGACUUGAAACCGGGCGUGACACUUGGGUGCGGCGCCUCGCUCGACACGCUCCACUGGGACGCACAGACGGUGCACAAGGUCGGAUGGUCGCUCACCUUCAACCUAUAG
This is a messenger RNA of Huiozyma naganishii CBS 8797, 924 nucleotides long. It is a transcript of the gene POR2, whose product is annotated as putative porin POR2. Gene Ontology annotation, cellular component: mitochondrial outer membrane. Lineage: Eukaryota; Fungi; Ascomycota; Saccharomycetes; Saccharomycetales; Saccharomycetaceae. The coding region runs from base 1 to 924 and encodes 307 amino acids. The transcript has a single exon. Gene Ontology annotation, molecular function: voltage-gated monoatomic anion channel activity. Gene Ontology annotation, biological process: monoatomic anion transmembrane transport. The record is from RefSeq and is a predicted model, not a curated record.